ACCUCCUCGUCCUGCCGUCUGUCCUGCUGCCGUCUGUCCUCUGUCGCUGCGCCGCCGGGCAGGGAGGGUGGUGCGUACAGGAGGGUGGUGCAUUCAGGAGGGUGGUGCAUACAGGAGGGUGGUGGGGAUGAACGGAGCACUGAGCACUCAGCAGACAGAGAGUGAAAGGGACAGACAGACAGAGAGAAGGACAGACGGAGAGAGAGAGAGAGAGGGACAGACAGACCGAGGGAGUGAGAGACAGAGAGAGAGAGAGAGAGAGAGACAGAGAGAGAGAGGGACAGACAGACAGAGGGAGUGAGAGAGAGACAGAGAGAGAGAGAGUGAGAGAGACUGAGAGAAACAGAGACAGGGACAGACAGACAGAGGGAGUGAGAGAGAGAGUGAGAGAGAGAGAGAGAGAGAGAGAGAGAGAGAGAGAGAGAGAGAGAGAGAGAGAGGGACAGACAGACAGACAGACAGAGGGAGAGAGAGAGAGAGAGACAUGCAGCUGAGUCUGCAGUAAGACUGCUCCGGUCACCAGAGAGGAGAGCGAUCGUGUUCCUAUCCCUCCUGCGUCGGGACGUCCUGGACCAGAGGCUCCUGGUUGUGCGCUGACACCAUGGAGCUACAGAGUCCCCUCUCCCCCACGCCCGACUACCCGGGCCCUCUGGCCCCCGCCGGCCUGGGCCCCUCCCCGGCACACAGCCCCUGCAGGAGCCCCACGGCCGGCUCGACCCCGUCGGCCUUCAGCUACGCCCAGCUGGAGGGCCGCUUCAAACAACUGCAAGAUGAGCGGGAGGCAGUCCAGAAGAAGACCUUCACUAAGUGGGUGAACUCCCACCUCUCCAGGGUUUCCUGCCGCAUCACAGACCUCUACCUCGACCUGCGCGAUGGACGCUCCCUCAUCAAGCUCCUGGAGGUGCUGUCUGGGGAGCGGCUGCCUAAGCCCACCAAGGGCCGCAUGCGCAUCCACUGCCUGGAGAACGUGGACAAGGCGCUGCAGUUCCUCAAGGAGCAGCGCGUCCACCUGGAGAACAUGGGCUCCCACGACAUCGUCGACGGCAACCAACGCCUCACGCUGGGCCUCAUCUGGACCAUCAUCCUCCGCUUCCAGAUCCAGGACAUCAGCGUGGAGACAGAAGACAACAAGGAGAAGAGAUCUGCUAAAGAUGCCCUUCUGCUCUGGUGCCAGAUGAAGAGCGCUGGGUAUCCCAACGUCAACAUCCAUAACUUUACCACCAGCUGGAGAGACGGCAUGGCCUUCAACGCCCUCAUCCACAAACACAGACCGGACCUGAUAGACUUUGACCGACUGAAGAAGUCCAACGCCCACCACAACCUGCAGAACGCCUUCAACCUGGCGGAGCAGCACCUGGGCAUCACCAAGCUGCUGGACGCCGAGGACAUCAGCGUGGACCACCCGGAUGAGAAGUCCAUCAUCACCUACGUGGUGACUUACUACCACUACUUCUCCAAGAUGAAGGCCCUGAAGGUGGAGGGGAAACGCAUCGGAAAGGUCUUGGACAACGCUCUGGAGUCCCAGAAAAUGAUCGAUAAGUACGAGGGUCUGUCCUCCGACCUGCUGGAGUGGAUUGAACAGACCAUAAUAAUCCUCAACAACCGCAAGUUCGCCAACUCUCUGGUGGGCGUCCAGCAGCAACUACAGGCCUUCAACUCCUACCGCACAGUGGAGAAGCCCCCCAAGUUCACAGAGAAGGGGAACUUGGAGGUCCUUCUGUUCACCAUCCAGAGCCGGAUGAGGGCCAACAACCAGAAGGUGUACACCCCCCGCGAGGGCAAGCUCAUCUCUGACAUCAACAAGGCCUGGGAGCGGCUGGAGAAGGCGGAGCAUGAGCGGGAGCUGGCCCUGAGGACGGAGCUGAUUCGCCAGGAGAAACUGGAGCAGCUGGCGAGACGCUUCGACCGCAAGGCGGCCAUGAGGGAGACCUGGUUGAGUGAGAACCAGAGACUGGUUUCCCAGGAUAACUUUGGCUUCGACCUCCAGGCGGUGGAGGCCGCCACUAAGAAGCACGAGGCCAUAGAGACGGACAUCGCUGCGUACGAGGAGCGAGUGAAGGCGGUGGUUUCCGUGGCGAGGGAGUUGGAGGCGGAGUCGUACCACGACCUGAAGCGCGUGUCGGCCAGGAAGGACAACGUGCUGCGGCUGUGGGAGUACCUCCUGGAGCUGCUGAAGGCGCGCCGGCAGCGGCUGGAGCUCACCCUGGGCCUGCAGCACGUCUUCCAGGAGAUGCUGCACAUCAUGGACUGGAUGGACGAGAUGAAGAUGCUGCUGCUGUCCCAGGACUAUGGGAAACACCUCCUCGGGGUGGAGGAUCUCCUCCAGAAGCACAGCCUGGUGGAGACGGACAUCUCCGUCCAGGCCGACCGCGUCCGCUCCGUCAACAACAACGCCCAGAAGUUUGCCGAGGACUCGGAGGGCUACCAGCCCUGCGACCCCCAGGUGAUUCGGGACCGCGUGGCCCACAUGGAGUUCUGCUACCAGGAGCUGAGCCAGCUGGCGGCCGAGCGCCGAGCCCGGCUGGACGAGUCCCGGCGCCUCUGGAGCUUCUUCUGGGAGAUGGCCGAGGAGGAGGGCUGGAUCCGGGAGAAGGAGCAGAUCUUGUCGUCGGAGGACUGUGGGAAGGACCUGACGGGGGCGGUGCGGCUGCUCAGCGGCCACCGCGCCCUGGAGGACGAGACGGCGGGCCGGGCCGCCCACCUGGCCGCCACCGUCCGCCAGGGGGAGGCGCUGGUGGCCGACGGACACUUCGGAGCCGACAAGAUCAAAGAACGCAUCCAGGACAUCCAGGAGCAGUGGGCCGCCCUGGAGAAUCUGUCUGCACUGCGGAAGAAGAGCCUGCAGGACGCAUGCAACAAACACCAGUUCCAGGCGGAUGCCGACGACAUGGACACCUGGAUGCUGGACGUCCUGCGCAUCGUGUCCAGCGUGGACGUGGGCCACGACGAGUUCUCCGCUCAGGCGCUGGUGAAGAAACACAAAGACGCCGCCGAGGAGAUCGCCAGCUACAGGCCCGCCAUCGCCUCUCUGCACGAGCAGGCCCGCACGCUGCCCGGCCCACAGGCCGCCGCCCCCGAGGUGGCGGGCCGGCUGGCGGGCAUCGAGGAGCGGUACCAGGAGGUGGUGGAGCUGAGCCGGCUGCGGAGGCAGGCGCUGCAGGACGCGCUGGCCCUCUACCGGCUGCGCAGCGAGGCGGGCUCCUGCGAGGCCUGGAUCGAGGAGAAGGAGCAGUGGCUGAGCAGCAUGGAGAUCCCCGAGCGGCUGGAGGACCUGGAGGUGGUCCAGCACAGGUUCGAGAGCUUGGAGCCGGAGAUGAACAGCCAUGCGUCUCGCGUUGCCGUAGUGAACCAGGUCGCUAGGCAACUGCUCCACAGCGGCCAUCCCACUGAGACGGAGAUCAAGGCCCAGCAGGACAAACUCAACACCAGGUGGAGCUCCUUCAGAGACCUGGUAGACCAGAAGAAGGAGGCCCUCCAGUCAGCGCUGGGCAUCCAGAACUACCACCUGGACUGUAACGAGACGAAGUCCUGGAUCAGAGAGAAGACAAAGGUGAUCGAGUCCACCCAGGAGCUGGGGAACGACCUGGCCGGGGUGAUGGCUCUGCAGAGGAAGCUGACGGGGAUGGAGCGAGACCUGGCCGCCAUCGAGGACAAGCUGGGCGGCCUGGGCACGGAGGCGGAGCGGCUGGCCACCCAGCACCCGGAGCAAGCCCAGGGCAUCCGGGCCCAGGUGGUGCAGCUCUCCUCCGUCUGGGACGAGAUGAAGGACACUCUGAAGACCAGGGAGGAGUCUCUGGGCGAGUCCAGCAAGCUGCAGCAGUUCCUGCGGGAGCUGGACGACUUCCAGUCGUGGCUGUCCCGCACGCAGACGGCGGUGGCGUCGGAGGACAUGCCCCACACGCUGGUGGAGGCCGAGAAGCUGCUGGCGCAGCACGAGGGCAUCCACAACGAGAUCCGCAACUACGAGGAGGACUACCAGAAGAUGAGGGACAUGGGCGAGGCGGUGACGCAGGGACAGACGGACGCGCAGCACAUGUUCCUCCGGCAGCGACUGCAGGCGCUGGACACCGGCUGGAACGAGCUGAGCAAGAUGUGGGAGAACCGGCAGAACCUGCUGGCCCAGUCGCACUGCUACCAGACGUUCCUCAGAGACACCAAGCAGGCCGAGGCCUUCCUCAACAACCAGGAGUACGUCCUGGCGCACACGGAGAUGCCGGCCACGCUCCAGGGGGCGGAGGCCUCCAUCAAGAGGCAGGAGGACUUCCGCACCACCAUGGACGCCAACGAGGACAAGAUCGUGGGCGUGGUGGAGGGGGGGCGCCGCCUGGUCGACGACGGCAACGUCAACGGCGAGCGCAUCCAGGAGAAGGUGGACUCCAUCAACCAAAGGCACCAGAAGAACCAGGGUUCUGCUACUGACCUUCUGAUCAAGCUGAAGGACAACCGAGAUCUCCAGAGGUUCCUCCAGGACAGUCAGGAGCUGGCUCUGUGGGUGAAUGAGAAGAUGCUGACGGCCCAGGAUAUGACCUAUGACGAGGCCAGGAACCUGCACAGCAAGUGGCUCAAACACCAGGCCUUCAUGGCCGAGCUGCAGGCCAACAAGGAGUGGCUGGAGAAGAUAGAGAAGGACGGACUGGUCCUGAUCGCGGAGAAGCCGGAGACAGAGAAUAUGGUACAUGAGCAGCUGGGCACCCUGCAGACCAUGUGGGCGGAGCUGGAGUCCACCACCCAGACCAAGGCCCAGUGUCUGUUCGACGCCAACAAGGCGGAGCUCUUCACCCAGAGCUGUGCGGACCUGGACAAGUGGCUGGGCGGCCUGGAGGGCCAGAUCCAGUCCGACGACUACGGCAAAGACCUCACCUCCGUCAACAUCCUGCUGAAGAAGCAGCAGAUGCUGGAGUCCCAGGUGGAGGUGCGUGAGCGGGAGGUGGGGGAGCUGCAGGGGCAGGCCCAGGCGCUCCGUCAGGAGGGGAAGGACGGCGAGGAGGUGGACGGCCAGCGCGACGGCGUGGAGAAGAAGUUCAUGGCUCUGCAGGCACCGCUGAAGAAGAGGAGGGAGAACCUAAUGGCCUCCCGGGAGAUCCACCAGUUCAACAGAGACGUGGAGGACGAGAUCCUGUGGGUGGAGGAGAGGAUGGCCCUCGCUACGUCCACCGACCACGGGAACAACCUGCAGACCGUCCAGAUGCUCAUCAAGAAGAACCAGACCCUGCAGAAAGAGAUCGCAGGCCACCAGCCGCGCUACGACGACAUCUUCCAGCGGAGCCAGCAGGUGGUCCGGGGCGACGGCCCCUCCGCCCAGCUCACGCGGCAGCGCUUGGACCAGCUGAAGUCGCUAUGGCAACAGAUGCGGGAGGAGACGGAGCGGAGGCACGGCCGGCUGGAGGAGGCGCGCCACGCCCAGCAGUACUUCUUCGACGCAGCGGAGGCUGAGGCCUGGAUGAGCGAGCAGGAGCUCUACAUGAUGUCAGAGGAGAGGGCCAAGGACGAGCAGAGCUCGGUUGCCAUGGUGAAGAAGCACCAGAUCGUGGAGCAGGCGGUGGAGGACUACGCCGACACAGUUCACCUGCUGUCCCAGACCAGCCGGGGGCUGGUGGCCCAGGGCCACCCCGAGAGCGAGCGCAUGGGCAUGCGGCAGGCCCAGGUGGACAAGCUGUACGCCGGUCUGAAGGACCUGUCUGAGGAGCGCCGCGGGAAGCUGGACGAGCGCUUCCGCCUCUUCCAGCUGAACCGCGAGGUGGACGACCUGGAGCAGUGGGUGGCCGAGAGGGAGGUGGUGGCCGGCUCCCACGAGCUGGGCCAGGACUACGAGCACGUCACCAUGCUGCAGGAGCGUUUCCGGGAGUUUGCCCGCGACACGGGGACGAUCGGCCAGGAGCGCGUGGACGCAGUGAACCGGCAGGCGGACCAGCUGAUCAACGGCGGGCACGGCGACGCAGCCACGGUGGCGGAGUGGAAGGACGGGCUGAACGAGGCCUGGGCCGACCUGCUGGAGCUCAUCGACACGCGCACGCAGAUCCUCGCCGCCUCCUUCGAGCUGCACAAAUUCUACCACGACGCCAAGGAGAUCCUGGGCCGCAUCCUGGACAAGCACAAGAAGCUGCCCGAGGAGCUGGGCCGCGACCAGAACACCGUGGAGACUCUGCAGAGGAAGCACUGCACCUUCCAGCACGACAUCCAGGCCCUGGGGACGCAGGUGAGGCUGCUGCAGGAAGACGCCGUGAGGCUGCAGUCGGCCUACGCUGGAGACAAGGCCGACGACAUCCAGAAGAGAGAAGGAGAGGUUCUGGAGGCGUGGCAGAACCUGCUGGAGGCGGCUGAGGGCCGCAGGGUGCGGCUGGCGGACACCGGGGACAAGUUCCGCUUCUUCAGCCUGGUGAGAGACCUGCUGCUGUGGAUGGAGGACGUCAUCCGGCUGAUCCUGAACCAGGAGAACCCGAGGGAUGUCUCCUCGGUGGAGCUGCUGAUGAACAACCAUCAGGGCAUCAAGGCAGAGAUUGACGCGCGUAACGACAGCUUCACCUCCUGCAUCGAGCUGGGGAAGACCCUGCUGGCCCGCAAGCACUACGCCUCAGAGGAGAUCAAAGAGAAGCUGUUACAGUUGACGGACAAGAGGAAGGACAUGAUUGACAAGUGGGAGGACCGGUGGGAGUGGCUAAGAUUGGUUCUGGAGGUGCACCAGUUCUCGCGGGACGCGGGCGUGGCGGAGGCCUGGCUGCUGGGCCAGGAGCCCUACCUGUCGGGCCGGGAGGUGGGCCAGAGCGUGGACGAGGUGGAGAAGCUCAUCAAGAGGCACGAGGCCUUCGAGAAGUCCGCCGCCACCUGGGAGGAGCGCUUCUGCGCCCUGGAGAGGCUGACCACGAUGGAGUUACUGGAAGUGAGAAGAAGCCAAGAGGAAGAAGAGAGGCGGAGGCAAGCUGCUGAGGCUCCGCCCACAGAGGAGGCAGAGACACAGCAGAAGGAGAUCGAGGUAGAAGAGAAUGGUUUCCCCAGUGAGCAGGACUCUCCCAGGGGCGACGGGGAGGUGGUGAACGGGGGCUCUGAGCCAAGCCCUGUAGGGUCUCCCGGGGACGGUCGCAAGGGCCAGGCUGCUACGCUUCCCGCCAAAACGCAGCUGGCCCCGCCCCCCUCGCAGCUGGAGGGUUAUCUGCACCGCAAGCAUGAGUGGGAGGGGCCUAAUAAGAAGGCUUCUAGCAGGUCCUGGCACCAUGUGUACUGCGUACUGAACCAGGGAGAGCUGGGCUUCUAUAAGGACCAGCGCAGCGCGGUGCAGGGGCUGCCGUACCACGCCGAGGUCCCGGUGCGGCUGCAGGGGGCCCUCGGCGACGUGGCCCUGGACUACAAGAAGAAGAAACAUGUCUUCAAACUCAAAUUGAUGGACGGUAACGAGUAUCUGUUCCAGGCCAAAGACGAAGAGGAGAUGUCCUCGUGGAUCUCUGCGGUGGCAUCAGCAUGCGCCCCGCCCCCCGGGGGUCUUGAGGUGACCCCCAGCAGCCAUAGCACGCCCGCCGCCACCGCACGCGCUCAGACGCUCCCGGCCUCGGUCGCCAUAGCAGCAGAGUCCAGCCCGGGCAAGAGGGAAAAGGACAAGGAGAAGCGCUUCAGUCUGUUCAGCAAGAAGAAGUAGAGCUCCUCCUCUCCCCUCCUCCUCCUCCUCCCUCUCCUCCUCCUCCCCCUCCUCUCCCCUCCUCCUCCUCCUCCCCCUCCUCUCCCCUCCUCCUCCUCUAAGCAGAGUGCGAAUCCAUCAAAGCUCCAAACUGCAUCACUUCCUGUUCGGCUUUCGACACGUCCCUUCUUCCUGUUUUCCAGAUGAGGACCUGGAUGAAGACACUGAAGGAUGUGACGAUGGAGGAGCCUCCAAUACUUCAUGAAUUACCUGUUGUGUAGUAUGAUCAAUAUUAUGAUUAUGAUUCUUAUUAUUCUAUUCCUCUUGAUGCUGAUUGUCUGUGUUGCUUUGGUGAUGGUGGUCAUGAAGAAGAGCUACGUCACCUGGUCCUCAGGGAGGGGUGGUGUAGGGCGAUGGAGAGGGGGCAGUAGAGUGUUGACCUGUGGUGCUUUAAACUGUCAGUAGAGGCUGUGUAAACAAUAACUAACUAACAUGCUCCUAUAAUAUAAAAAUAAUAAUAUAAUAACUCGACCACUACUACUAAGAACUCCGGGUUGAAGAGGCUGCAUUCUGGUUUUCUAAAGACGUAAAUACACUUCAAUGUUUAACAAUCUAAGAUGAGGCAGUAGGAUCCAUAAGACUCGGUAUAUAUUGGAUUAUUUUAUUUGAAACAUACAAUUCUGCCCUUAGUUAUUUCAAUGAUUGUUUUCCUAGAAUAAGUAUUUAGAGUUGAUAUGUUUCAUGUUUCUUUAGAUGGGCUUCACGUGCUUCUGUUUGAUAAAGAUAGCGCGCUUUCCUCUGUCACUGUAACUAUAGCAACACGAUAUGUCUACAUUGCACAAUCAAUGCCACGU
This is a messenger RNA of Gadus chalcogrammus (walleye pollock), 8460 nucleotides long. Its product is annotated as spectrin beta chain, non-erythrocytic 1-like. Bases 602 to 7627 code for a protein of 2341 amino acids. NCBI's taxonomy places the organism in Eukaryota, Metazoa, Chordata, Actinopteri, Gadiformes, Gadidae. Gene Ontology annotation, molecular function: structural constituent of cytoskeleton; phospholipid binding; actin filament binding. Gene Ontology annotation, cellular component: cortical actin cytoskeleton; cell junction; spectrin. Gene Ontology annotation, biological process: protein localization to plasma membrane; actin cytoskeleton organization. The transcript has 43 exons. The record is from RefSeq and is a predicted model, not a curated record.